GCUUGUGUUGUUUACUGCUGCUGCUGGCUGCCUCCCACUCCGCCUGGGCGCGUGUGGCGCAAUCCCCACUCGAAGACGAACUCGAGCUGCCGCCCAUUGUGGAGCAGUCUGAGCUGAUCGAAGGUCGUGCUGCAGCCUGCAGUGUAACCAUACGCGGUGGUCUGCCACAGCCUCAGCCCGUUUAUUUGGAAACCAACUCGGAGAACUUUUAUCCCUUCAACGAUGUCGGCGCUAUGGAAGUUGAAGCGGGCAAAACGCUGCAGCUUUGGUGCCCCAGCGGCUUUGCCACGCAUAGCGCCAAUCUGCUGACCGCCAGCUGUGUGAGCGGCACAACCUUCAAGAUCGAUGGCAGCAACUACGAGUUCAAGGAGCUCACCUGCAAAUCCUGGCCAGGCUUUGUCGCUCUCAAAACAGGCGCCAUCUGCAAUGGCGGCAUUGUGAUACGCGUUGGCUUCAAGAUCAGCGAGUCGCGCUUUGCCGAGCAAAUGCAAAUCUGCUUCAAUGAGCAGGAGGAGGUCACGCGCUAUACGCGUCAUCAGCUCUUCCCGGGCAGCAACUACUACCAGACUGGUGUGGAUCGCAUUACCUUCCAGACUGCUGGUUUCUUUGGCGGCAAGAACGUGGACAAGCUUUACACUCAGGCCACACAGCUGGAGACCAUCAACAAGGAUCUGGGCGGCAAUGCGGGCCAAUAUUUUGACUCCGCCAGCAAUGUUUAUUUGGCACGCGGUCAUCUGGGCGCAAAGGCUGACUUUGACUAUGCGCCCGAGCAGCGCGCCACCUUCCUCUUCAUCAACGCCGGUCCACAGUGGCAGGUGUUCAAUGCCGGCAACUGGGCGCGCGUUGAGGACGGCCUACGCUCCUGGGUGUCCAAGAACAAAAUGAACGUCAACUGCUACACCGGUGUCUAUGGUGUCACCACGCUGCCCAACAAGGAUGGACGUGAGACGCCGCUGUAUCUAGCGCGUGAUGCCAACAACAAUGGACUCAUUCCUGUGCCCAUGCUCUACUUCCGCGUCGUCAUUGAGCCCUCCACGCAUCGCGGCAUUGUCUUUGUCGGCGUCAACAAUCCUCACUUGACAGAGGCGCAGAUACGCAAGGACUACAUCAUCUGCAAUGAUGUCAGCGAUCAGGUCAACUACAUUAACUGGAAGAAGACGGACAUACGCGCUGGCUGGUCCUAUGCCUGCGAGGUCGCCGAUUUCCUCAAGACCGUCAAGACUUUGCCCGCGCUGACCGCCAAGGGUGGUCUGCUGGUCUAAUACGCUUAUCAAUUGAAUUAA
Drosophila busckii is the source of this 1283-nucleotide messenger RNA. RefSeq lists its product as uncharacterized. Gene Ontology annotation, molecular function: RNA endonuclease activity; single-stranded DNA endonuclease activity; nucleic acid binding. Lineage: Eukaryota; Metazoa; Arthropoda; Insecta; Diptera; Drosophilidae. The coding region runs from base 234 to 1262 and encodes 342 amino acids. The record is from RefSeq and is a predicted model, not a curated record. The transcript is spliced from 2 exons. Gene Ontology annotation, cellular component: mitochondrial inner membrane; nucleus. Gene Ontology annotation, biological process: apoptotic DNA fragmentation.